Messenger RNA from Neltuma alba, 1393 nucleotides. RefSeq names its product protein FLOURY 1-like. The record is from RefSeq and is a predicted model, not a curated record. NCBI's taxonomy places the organism in Eukaryota, Viridiplantae, Streptophyta, Magnoliopsida, Fabales, Fabaceae. The transcript has a single exon. Bases 246 to 1244 code for a protein of 332 amino acids.
UUCUAUUUGUCUUCCCGUGUGAGUUGUGAUUCCGAUUUACAUGGUUAGUUUCAGUCUUCUUCUACGCCUGUGAAGUUUCAUUUUUGUCUUUCUUUUAUGGUUGUGAGUUGUGACAACGCUAGGCAAAAUCACAAUCACUAUAUGCCCUUGUCCCUUUUUUUCACUUCUUAGCAAUUGCUUCUUUUCGCUUACAUUCUUUCUUUAACGCUAAGAUUGGGUGUUCUGUCAAAAUCUUUCACCCCUAGAUGCAGACUCUGGGUCGUUUUUGUCUGUUGUUUGUUACUUACUCUGUUCUCGAGUUGUACCACAGGUUUCUUCGGAUUUUUCUGGGGUUGUUUGUUAUGGAUUUUUCUUCCACUUUGAAGUUCUUUGCUCAGGUCAGUGAGAUUGGAUGUGGGUUUUUGCUUCUCGGGUCCUUCUCUCGGGUGUUCAAUGUUUUUGGGAUGAUUUUGAUUUUCGGGUUCUGUAUGAAGAUCCUACAUCUCGGUUGGCAUUCUGGGGGUUUGAUUCGCUAUCUUUUUGAAUUCGGAGGAAAAACCAGAAAUCGAUUUCCUCUGGAAAAUAGCGUUGGUGAGGAAUUUGACUCUAAGAUUCUGUCUCUCAAGUGUAGCCCAUUGAAAUCCUCUCAGAAUCCAAACUCAUCGAACAAAAGCAACUUUUGCGUUGGGGAAGAUAAAGAUAAUCUUAACGGCGAUGUUAGUCCCACGGGUUUUGGGGAAGAGAAGGGUGAUCAUGAUAAAGAAGUUCUUGAUGAAGAUGAUGUGUUCGACGUAAUGAUUCUGAGGAAGUUGGUGAAGAUUGAAAGGCAGCGAGCAAUUACAGCCUAUGCAGAACUUGAAAAGGAAAGAACAGCAUCAUCCUCAGCAGCAGAUGAAGCUAUGGCCAUGAUUCUUCGUCUUCAGAGUGAGAAGAGUUCAGUGGAGAUCCAAUCCAAUCAAUACCGUAGAGUGGUUGAGCAGAAACAAGAGUAUGAUCAAAAUGUCAUUGAAUCACUGCGUUUGAUCAUUAAGGAACAGGAAUCCGAGAGGGUUCUGUCACAAGAUCGAUUGAGGAUUUAUAGGGAGAAACUGAGCCAACUUAUAAGUGAAGAUGAAAUAGAUCAACUGGACAGGAUCCAUGACUGUGGGGACUUUUUGGAUCUUUCUGCUGAGGAUGGUGAUGAUGAUCCAAAUGGUUCAGAUUCACUAAUUAGCUCUCUUGAAAUGGAUUCACAGGAAGACAUUGUAAGUUCUGAACGUUGCUAAUUUGCUCUGCAGAAACGCUUUCACGCGUGUUUUUCCCCUUCUAAUACGCUUUUGUUUCAAAAUUGUAUAUUUGUAAUUAACUUGUUAUCCAUAAAUCUAAUUUUAAUAAUAUCAAAGGCUGAUACACACGUGUAUAGUCUCUUCUCUUA